UGGUUCGCGCUUGUUUGAGCACGCGUCUCGGCACGGAGAUUGCUGACGUCCUGGCAAUCGUCAGCUUGCAAGGUUUGGAGAAGGCCAUGGGCUGAUUCUGUGACAGCCAUGCCCAUCGACAUGACCAUUGCAGGUGCAAUGGGCCUGAAGGCCGUUGCUGCUGCCAAAGCAGCUUCGGCUGCUGCAAAACAAGCAGCGGCUCAGGCCAUUGCGAUGGCACAGAACACAAACUUGGCGGCGCUUCAAGCUGAACAGGCUCAGGCCAAUCUCGAAAAGUAUGUUUACGGAGUGCCUGUAUCAUCCAUUCCUCCGUCUGUGUCGCCCAUGCCACCGGCUGCCAUUCACCCGUAUCCGAUGAAGGCUGAACUGCCGCUGCUUCCUGGAGUGCUUGUAUCCAGUGAGCUGGUCGCAAGGGACAGGACAGCAAAAGCUGCACGGCAUGAGCCAAAGGCAAGUAGAAACUCCAGGGUCUGGAAAAGAGACCUGGGGACCUUUCUGUAAAGGACGUAUGCCAGAAGAG
Messenger RNA from Effrenium voratum, 520 nucleotides. Lineage: Eukaryota; Dinophyceae; Suessiales; Symbiodiniaceae. The record is from the annotation of a GenBank genome assembly.